UCUUACAGAAGACUGGAAAGAGGAGUAUAGACCCAAGGAUUAUAUAAAAGAACUAUGGUAUAAAGAUUUCCUCAAGCCAAUCUCACAAGCGGAAUUAGGUGAAAUACUUCAAACACUUCCAAACAACAAGGCAUUAGGACAGUUACAAAUUAACUACAAAAUAUUUAAGAAACUGAGUCAAGAUGAAAAGAAAAUCCUGAAAAGAAUAUUAAAUAAUUUCUUGAGAUGGGAGGUAACUUCCACUUGUUGGAAACAGAGCUAUAUAUAUCCUAUAGCCAAACCAAAACCAUAA
Acaulospora colombiana is the source of this 292-nucleotide messenger RNA. Lineage: Eukaryota; Fungi; Glomeromycota; Glomeromycetes; Diversisporales; Acaulosporaceae. The record is from the annotation of a GenBank genome assembly.